GACUUCUCUUCUUCGUCAGAUCUGAAUCUAAUUUCGCCCAAAUCAAAGCUUUUGACCUAAUCGUUUCCCGGGAAAAAUCAACAAACAAUCACCGGUAUCUCCAAUUUCUCUCCGUUGAAGAAAAAUGUCGCACAACGAUACGAUUCCGCUUUAUCAAUCAUCUCAAUCAGACAUCGACGAGAUUGAGAAUAUGAUGAACGAUAGUUUCCAAUCAGGUCCCGGAACCGUUCUUCCAGCUCGACCACCGAGUCCGAUACGUCCGUCAAUUCCCGUUUCAUCCUCACCGUUCGUUCAAUCCAAUCUUCCACCGCUUCCACCUUCGUCUUCUUCCUCUCAGAAGGUGAUGCCUGUUCCAGCUCCUCCGCCGCUUCCGUCGGUAGGUAACUCCAACAGCUCCGAUGGUAACAAGAGCAUUGGAGGGAGUGGAUUCGGAUCUCCGCCAAAUACAUUGACGGAGCCUGUAUGGGAUACUGUGAAGCGCGAUCUGUCACGGAUCGUGAGUAAUUUGAAGCUUGUGGUGUUUCCGAAUCCGUAUAGGGAAGAUCCUGGGAAAGCACUUAGGGAUUGGGAUCUAUGGGGACCGUUUUUCUUCAUUGUAUUCUUGGGGCUUACUCUUUCGUGGUCUGCUUCUGUUAAGAAGUCUGAAGUAUUUGCCGUGGCAUUUGCACUACUUGCAGCUGGAGCAGUGAUCCUCACACUAAAUGUGCUGCUUCUGGGAGGACAUAUAAUCUUUUUUCAAAGCCUAAGCCUUCUGGGUUACUGUCUAUUUCCGCUGGACGUUGGAGCAGUGAUCUGCAUGUUGAAGGACAAUGUGAUACUCAAAAUUAUCGUUGUGUCUGUGACUCUUGCCUGGAGCUCUUGGGCUGCUUAUCCUUUCAUGAGCGCCGCCGUGAACCCGAGAAGAAAAGCUCUCGCACUUUACCCGGUCUUCCUCAUGUAUGUCUCUGUUGGCUUCUUGAUCAUUGCCAUUGAUUAAUUCGAGCUGGAAAAUGGAAAUCAGAGAAAAGUUCUUUGAAUCAGUUUGGGAAAUCAUUUGGUACAGAGUAGAUAGAGAAUUUACAGCCGCGAACUAUUCUGAGUUC
Molecule: messenger RNA, 1082 nt
Organism: Arabidopsis arenosa
Lineage: Eukaryota; Viridiplantae; Streptophyta; Magnoliopsida; Brassicales; Brassicaceae
Source: the annotation of a GenBank genome assembly